Molecule: messenger RNA, 348 nt
Organism: Menidia menidia (Atlantic silverside)
Lineage: Eukaryota; Metazoa; Chordata; Actinopteri; Atheriniformes; Atherinopsidae
Source: the annotation of a GenBank genome assembly
AUGCUGCCCCCUAAGGACCCAAUAACGACUCAGGGCACUCCUCCCAAGCCCAGAGGUACCAGUAAAAAGAACAGAGGACGGAGCACAGGCAAUGAUCAGAAGAGCAAAAAAUGCCACAAGGAUUCACACGCUCCCCUUAAAGCAAGUCAGAGGUCUGGAGGCGUUGAGACCGUAGCUCAUGUGAGAGACCCCAGCGUCCAGGCCAGAGAGAGCCUGAGGUGGGAGGGAGUACUGCAGGAUCCCCUGGAGGAGGCCAAGAGGCUGGAGCAGUACAGAGCCAACAGGAGGCAGCGUUACAUCGCACACAGAGAGGCUCUGUCAACAGAAACCAGGCAAACCAUGAGAUAA